AUGUACCAGUGGCGCAAGUUCGAGUUUUUUGAGGAGAAGUCGGCCAGCCGCGGCGGCGGCGGCGGGGGGUCAGCCGCCGCCGUGCCGGCCGAGAUCGCGGGCCGCAUCACCUGCUGCUCGGGCGGUCGGGGGCGUGUUGCGGUGGGGUGCGACGACGGCACCGUGGGCCUUCUCGACCGCGGGUUCCGCCUCUCCUAUAGUUUCCAGGCCUACGCCUCGUCCGUCCUCUUCCUCCAGCAGCUCAAGCAAAGAAAUGUUCUUGUCACGGUUGGAGACGAUGACCAGUCAUCUUCUCAAUCAUCAGCAAUCUGUCUAAAGGUUUUCGACCUCGAUAAAGUGCAAGAAGAAGGAUCAAGUACAACAACUCCUUUCUGUGUUCAAAUUUUGCGGGUCUUCACUGAUCAAUUUCCUCAAGCAAAGAUUACAUCAUUUAUGGUUCUAGAAGAAGCACCACCCAUACUGUUGAUUGCCAUUGGACUGGACAAUGGUUUCAUUUAUUGCAUCAAAGGUGACAUUGCACGUGAGCGUAUUACACGUUUCAAGUUGCAAGUUGAGGCUGCUUCAGAUGGCAGCACUAGUUUUCCUAUUACUGGUCUUGGUUUCCGAGUUGAGGGGCAAGCACACCAGCUCUUUUCUGUAACUCCUGGCUCUGUAACCUUGUUCAGCUUGCAUGUUCAACCACCAAGGAGACAAACACUUGAUCAGAUUGGUUGUCAGACCAAUGCUGUAGCAAUGAGUGACCGUAUGGACUUAAUUAUUGGUAGACCCGAAGCUGUGUAUUUCUAUGAAGUCGAUGGUAGAGGCCCUUGCUGGGCAUUUGAUGGUGAGAAAAAGUUUGUAGGUUGGUUUCGAGGCUAUUUACUCUGCAUUAUUGAAGAUCAGAGGACACAGAAGAGCACUCUUAAUAUUUAUGAUCUUAAGAAUCGGUUGAUUGCACAUAGCAUGCCUGUGGGGGAUGUUUCACACUUGGUAUGUGAGUGGGGUUAUAUUAUUCUCAUAAUGGCGGACAAAAAGAUUCUGUGUAUUGGAGAGAAAGACAUGGAAAGUAAGCUUGAUAUGUUGUUCAAGAAAAAUCUUUAUACCGUUGCAAUUAAUCUUGUACAAAGUCAGCAGGCUGAUCCUGCUUCCACUGCUGAGGUGCUGCGGAAGUAUGGUGACCAUCUGUAUGGAAAACAGGAAUAUGAUGAGGCCAUGUCCCAGUAUAUCCACACUAUUGGUCAUCUCGAACCAUCGUAUGUUAUACAGAAGUUCCAUGAUGCAAAGCGCAUCUACAACCUUACAAAUUAUUUAGAGAAGUUACAUGAUCGAGGGUUAGCAUCCAAAGACCACACCACCCUUCUGUUGAACUGCUAUACCAAAUUGAAAGAUGUGGAGAAACUUAACCAUUUCAUCAAAGAUGAAGAUGGGGUAGGUGAAAUCAAGUUCGAUGUGGAAACUGCCAUAAGAGUAUGCCGCGCAGCUGGAUAUCAUGAACAUGCUAUGUUUGUGGCAAAAAAGGCUGGGAGGCAUGAGUUGUACUUGAAGAUUUUACUUGAGGAUCUUGGUAGAUAUGACGAGGCACUGCAAUAUAUAUCUGGCCUCGAGGCAAAUCAAGCAGGUCUUACUGUAAAAGAAUACGGGAAAAUUCUUGUGGAACAUAGACCUGCUGAAACAGUUGAAAUACUGUUAAGGCUCUGUACAGAUGUUGGAGAUCCUACCACAAGAAGAGGUUCAAACAGUAUGCACUUGCUUAUGAUACCAUCCCCAAUGGACUUUGUGAAUAUAUUUGUGCACAGCCCACAAUAUCUGAUGGAAUUUCUGGAAAAUUAUAUCAAAGCAGUGACGGACUCACCUGCGCAAACAGAAAUUCAUAACACCCUUCUGGAGCUCUAUAUUUCAAAUGAUUUGAGCUUCCCAUCUCUUUCUCAAGAAACUGAAUCUGAGAAUCAGUAUACCAAAGAAACAAAAGGUAAAGAAACUGCUAAUGGCUAUAGGUCAGGAAUAAAGGAAAAAGGUAGUCUUGGAAAAGAAGAUCCUAAAAUCGCAAAGAAUAUUGUUGAUAGGAGAAGGAAAGGGCUUGCGUUACUCAAGUCUGCUUGGACAUCUGAGAUGGAAGAUCCUUUGUAUGAUGUUGAUCUUGCUCUCAUUCUUUGUAAUACUAAUGCAUUCAAAGAUGGGUUGCUCUUUCUAUAUGAGAAACUAAAACUUUACAAAGAGGUUAUUAGUUGUUACAAGCAAGCACAUGAUCAUCAAGGUUUAAUUGCAUGUUGCAAGAAGUUGGGGGACUCAUCUCAAGGAGGGGAUCCUUCUCUGUGGGGUGACCUAUUGAAGUAUUUUGGGGAGCUCGGGGAAGAUUGCUCUAAAGAAGUUAAAGAGGUCUUGACCUACAUUGAGAAGGAGGAUGUUGUGCCUCCCAUCGUUGUGCUACAGACACUAUCAAAAAACCCAUGCUUGACACUCUCAGUUGUCAAAGACUACAUUGCUCGCAAACUUGAGCAAGAAUCAAAGCUAAUUGAAGAUGAUAGAAAAUUCAUUGAUAAGUAUCAGGGGGAGACAGAGCUGAUGAAAAGGGAGAUAGAAGAUCUCAAGACAAACGCGAAGGUUUUCCGACUGAGCAAGUGUAGUGCGUGCACUUUCACCCUUGGUCUGCCUGCUGUCCAUUUCAUGUGCAUGCACUCGUUCCACCUGCGCUGCCUUGGUGACAAUGAAAAAGAAUGCCCAGAAUGUGCACCUGAAUAUAGAUCUGUUAUGGAGGCAAAGCAGAAGCUAGAACAAAAUGCUAGGGACCAUGACCUAUUUUUCAGGCAAUUGAGGGGUUCGAAGGACGGCUUUUCUGUCAUUGCAGACUAUUUUAGCAAGGGCAUAGACGCAAAAGAGAAGCAGAACGGCGAGCUCGGCCCCGGCGCGGGCGCGCUCGGCCCCGGUGAGCUCGGCCCCGGCGCGGGCGAGCUCCACCCCAGCGCGCUCGGCCCCGGCGCACUUCGCCCUAGCGAGCUUGGCCCCGGCGCGGGCGCGCUCCGCCCUGACGCGCUCGGCCCCGGCGCACUCCGCCCCGGCGAGCUCGGACCCGGCGCGCCCCGGCGAGCUCGGACCCGGCGCGCCCCGUUGCACAGCUUGAUUGCCCCUGCUACGGAAUGCAGAGAGCGCAUGUCAAGUACGAUGGUUACUGGAUCACACGAUUGGGGUGUUCCCUUGGUCCGUAAUGCUGCGCUACAGAAGAAUUCGUUUCUUGCAUUGUACUCCAUAUGA
Molecule: messenger RNA, 3228 nt
Organism: Miscanthus lutarioriparius
Lineage: Eukaryota; Viridiplantae; Streptophyta; Magnoliopsida; Poales; Poaceae
Source: the annotation of a GenBank genome assembly